Molecule: messenger RNA, 1193 nt
Organism: Moneuplotes crassus
Lineage: Eukaryota; Ciliophora; Spirotrichea; Euplotida; Euplotidae
Source: the annotation of a GenBank genome assembly
AGUAACUCUCAGAUUUUACUGAAAGUCAUUGCUAUUUUAAUGCUUGUCUGGCAGACUCAGGCAACUCUUCUUAAUUUUGAAGAAACUAGGCACAAUUUUGUGAGGGAGAUACAGAAGAGUCAUAAUGGCAGAUGAAUGAAAGAUGUGAUUACUCAACUAUUUUCUAGUGAAUCAAAUUCAAUUCAUACUAUCUCUCAAGGACUCAACAUUGAUGAAAAUACCAAGGCAAAAAUUGCUAUCGAAUUGACAAAUUGACACUUCAGAAGAUCAGAGAGGCCAGAAGUUCAAUGUGAAAAAGAGAUGGAAAUCAGGGAGUGAACACAAAACCUCAUCCGAAUUGAUACAAAAGGAGAUUAUUGGUCAUCAUAUACUCUCUUCUACACACAUAUUGAUAACCUUUAUUUUUACUAUAAAAGUGAAAAUUGGCAGCAGAACACUGAGAACCUGAUUGACUCUUUAUAUGAAGCUUCUGAACAACUGAAAUUUGAGAUCCAGUCACAAAGGUUUGAUGCUCAAACCUUUAUUUUCUACUCAAUAAUGGUUAUUUUAGGCUUUCUCUGAGGUUUUUCAAAACAAACAGAACAGGCGAGGAUUCGAAUUCUUUUCACUGCAUUGCUGACUUUCUGUGCGGACUUCUUCAUUCUCAGUAAUUCUCAAGAAAUUGACAAAAUAAAUAAAUCAAUAAUCUCAAAUUCCCAAUCUCCUCUAGUGGCUAUUACCAGAGUCUGUUCAGCCUGCAUCUCUGUAUUUUGAGUCCUGAAUUCUAUCAGAUGUAAGCGAGAUUACUCCAGAAUCAAUUUUAAGCAACUAGAGGACAUUAACCACUCACUAAAUUCUGUGAAGAGGAGGUCUUGCAAGCUAGAAAAGAUGGUAGGUGAGAAGCAAGAGAGCUUAUCAACGCCCAAAUGGGUAGUCAAGUAUAAAAAUAUCUUCAUGAAUGCUGUAUCUAAUUAUCAACAACAGAGUAAUGUAAAAUCUCAGUUAAGAAUCAAGAAAUAUAUUGGUAAAGGUAGUAAGCCGUUAUCCAUUGCGUACCAGACUCCUUUGCCCAAGAAGCUCAAAGGUCUCAAACCCAGGAGUCUUUAUCCUAUUAGAGAGGAGAAUUCACCGGCUCAGUCACAAUACAUGACUCAGAAAAGAUCAACUAGGCAAUUUGGUGUUCUUUAAUUACUCUGUAAACAAUUCAGUCCAAA